Molecule: messenger RNA, 2001 nt
Organism: Syngnathoides biaculeatus (alligator pipefish)
Lineage: Eukaryota; Metazoa; Chordata; Actinopteri; Syngnathiformes; Syngnathidae
Product: gastrula zinc finger protein XlCGF57.1-like
Exons: 2
Coding region: 187-1608 (473 amino acids)
Biological process (GO): regulation of transcription by RNA polymerase II
Molecular function (GO): RNA polymerase II cis-regulatory region sequence-specific DNA binding; DNA-binding transcription factor activity
Source: RefSeq, a predicted model, not a curated record
AUCUUUCGGCGACUGUGGAGUAAAGCCACCAUCGAAGAAGAAAAGGCGGAAGUUAAUAAUUUAACAAGACAAGACAAAGCGUUGAGCUAAGACGCGAUCUCGUAGUCCCAUAAAAGGGUUUAAAAAAAACUGUUGAAGUAGUUGAUUAAGUGAACGACUGAAACAGUCUAUAAAUUGUUUGAAACAAUGAUGGCGUCAUUCGUAGACCAACAUUGUCGAUCAAGAGACGAGACCAAGCGACAAGAACUGGAAUCUGUUGCCAAAACUCACAUCGUGUUGAACAUCCAAGACGUACGGCUAGUGAGUGGUGGGAACUCAGCACACCCACAGCACCCCAAUGUUAAAGAGGAAGAGGAGGAGCAAAAACACUUCUGCAUGAAGGAGGAAGAAGACUACUUUGACAUCACCAAGUUACCACUGACUAUUGCCUGUGUGAAGAGUGAUGAUGAUGAAGACAAACCUACUGAGUCGUCACAACUUGAUCUUGAUUGUCCAAGGGGAGACCACCUUGGAGACUCACCACCAGACAAUCUCUUGGCUCCACUGUCAGACAGCGAUGAACUGGUACAAUCUUUGAGGAAUGACAAAGACUGUGAAACUGACAACAAAAAGUUAAAAAGCUAUAAGAUAACUCUUCACAAGAAGACUUCUCAAAAACGCAGGACAUGUCGCACAAGGAAAGAACGCUUCACUUGCUCAGUUUGCGGCCAAAGAUUUCCUUAUGAGAGUACUUUGAAAAUACAUAUGCAGAAACACAUGGGAGAAAAACCUUUCACGUGCUCAGUUUGCGGCAAACAAUUUACCUCUAAGUAUAGUUUGACUGCCCACAUGCAGAAACACCCGGGAGAAAAAACCCUUAGCAGCUCAGUUUGUGGUAAAUCAUUCCUUCAUAAAUCCAAUAUGGUGGCACACAUAAAAACACACACAGUAGAAAAGCAUUUCACAUGCACCGUUUGUGAUAAAGUCUUUUCCUCUAAGUCUUAUUUGAAGAGACAUAUGAGGACACACACAGGAGAAAAACCUUUCAGCUGUGCAGUUUGUCGAAGAAAUUUCACUUCAAGACAAAAUUUGAACAUACACAUGUGGACACAUAAUGGACAACAUCCUUUUAAUUGUUCGUUUUGCGGUGAUACGUUUGCUCAGAAAGUCACUUUGAUCGCACACACAGCAACACACACUGGAGAAAAACCUUUCACAUGCACAGUUUGCGAUAAAAGUUUUUCUUAUAAGUACACUUUGAAAUCACACAUGCAAACACACACGGGAGGAAAACCUUUCACAUGCUUAGUGUGCAAAAAAGGCUUUUCUUAUGAAAACCGUUUGAAGGUACACAUGCGGAAACACACUGGAGAAAAACCUUAUGCUUGUUCAAUGUGUUGCAAAAGCUUUUCUUAUAAGCACGUUCUGACUGGUCACAUGUUCAAACACACCGGAGAAAAACCUUUUAGUUGUUCAGUUUGCGGUAAAAGCUUUGCCUACAAACACACUUUAAAAUCACACAUGCUGACACACACGGGAGAAAAACCUUUCACGUGCUCAGUUUGUGGUGACAGUUUUACUUAUAAGAAAACUUUAACUUCACACAAAAUGACUCACAGUGGACAGUAAAUAUAAAAUCAUCAGUGGCCAUAACAGUUAUCUUAUAUCAGUACAAAAUCAAUGAUAACAGUCAUUGAACAAAUGUUUCGAUCAUUUGAAAGUUCUAUAUUUUGGGAUUUUCCAAACACUUUUGUAAAAGUCGAUCAGACCCAAAGAGAAACUUUAUUUAUUCAUCAAAUUUAUGGACAAGAAGCAAUUUACCACACAAAUAGAAUUUACCAAACAAAUCCCGUUGAAAAGACUUUCUUGUUUACGUUCACAAUGUUUUUGCAUCGAGCAUAUAAUUUUUGAAUGUUAUUGUACUGUAUUCUGUUAUGCAAAUAUUUUAUUUUAGGAACCGUCAUUGAAAAGAUCUAAUGUUGGACCUUGCAUUCUUUGCAAUAAAGCCGGUACAGUUUUGUU